Molecule: messenger RNA, 741 nt
Organism: Dioszegia hungarica
Lineage: Eukaryota; Fungi; Basidiomycota; Tremellomycetes; Tremellales; Bulleribasidiaceae
Exons: 2
Coding region: 1-741 (246 amino acids)
Source: RefSeq, a predicted model, not a curated record
AUGAGAUGCCAGCUCUUUCCCACUCGUCUGCAUUCGCCCAUCAUCCUUCGAAUCACCCUCCUUCCCUCCUCAUCAGCCAAAACGAGCCUCCCGCCUCCCACCGCCAAACCCCUCCCCAUAGCCAGCAAGGUCCAGCCCACCACCACCCCCAAUAUCGCUGCCAUCCCUCUUACAGCCUGCCAUACCCUCCUCCAGCGUCUGGCCCUCCUCAGUCCGAAAAACGCCCGACUCAUCUCCCAAUACACCACGCAACACCCUACAUCCCCUCCGACCCCUAGCGGUCCACCCCCUACCCAAUGCGCUCCGUCCUCCACGCAGAAACCCAAUCCGUUCCUACCCCUACUGGAAGGUCUCGAGGACUUCCUCACCGGCUGUGAUGGGGAGUUCAUCCCCGCGCAGGACCUCAAGCGCACGCGACCACGCUCCCCCUCGCCUAGCACCAUCGUCCUCGUCAAUGCCUUGGAGGCGGUGUGCGAGAUCAUGCAGAUGAUGGUCGACGACUCCAGCAUCGACCUCACCUACAUGUGUUGGGACAACAAGCCUUUGGAGCUGUCGGUGGCGGCGGAGGAGAUCCUGAGGCAGCUGGACGGCAGGGGAGAAGAAGACGACCUGCGUUCAAAGGCUGUGAGGCAGAGGUACACUAGUCUGUCGGAGGAAGUGGGAAAGGCGAUGCGAGGGGAGCGGCCGAGGGAGUACGAUAUGGACGAUUACUAUGACGAUCAGUAUGACUGGGACUGCUAG